UCGACGGCGACGGCGGCCAUCAUGGCGGUGUGUGGCGCGGCGGCUGCGGCGGCAGGAGGAAGGCGCUGGUACUUCAGCCGGGAACAGCUGGCGCGGAGCCCUUCCCGCCGCGCCGGGCUCGACCCGGACAAGGAAUUGUCGUACCGGCAGCAGGCAGCUAACCUGCUCCAGGAUAUGGGCCAACGCCUUAAUGUUUCUCAACUCACUAUCAACACUGCUAUUGUCUAUAUGCAUCGGUUUUACAUGGUUCAGUCUUUUACCCAGUUUCAUCGAAAUUCUGUAGCACCAGCUGCUCUUUUCCUGGCAGCCAAGGUGGAGGAGCAACCUCGAAAGCUGGAACAUGUCAUCAAGGUUGCUCAUGCAUGUCUGCAUCCUCAAGAGGCACCUCCUGAUACACGGAAUGAGGCUUACCUGCAACAAGCCCAAGACCUGGUCAUUCUAGAGAGCAUAAUACUGCAGACCCUGGGGUUUGAAAUCACCAUAGAUCAUCCUCACACUCAUGUGGUGAAAUGCACACAGCUGGUUCGAGCCAGCAAGGAUCUGGCACAGACUUCUUACUUCAUGGCUACCAACAGCCUUCACCUAACCACCUUCAGCCUGCAGUACACCCCUCCCGUUGUGGCCUGCGUCUGCAUCCACUUGGCCUGUAAGUGGUCCAACUGGGAGAUCCCAGUCUCCACGGACGGGAAGCACUGGUGGGAGUACGUUGAUGGCACUGUAACUCUGGAACUCUUGGAUGAACUAACCCACGAAUUCCUGCAGAUCCUUGAGAAAACUCCAAACCGGCUGAAACGAAUCAGGAAUUGGCGGGCUUGCCAAGCAGCCAAGAAGUCAAAGACUGAUGAGCAAGGUGAUGAUGACUGCCUCUCAGAACAGACAAUUCUCAGCAUGAUCUCCAGAAGCGCAUCUGACACAACCAUUGCAGGGUUGAUGAGUAUGUCUACGUCCUCAACUGCAGGAGCCAUGGCUUCACUUCCAGCUACAGCAGGAAACUCUCCAGGAGACCUAGACAAUACCGAUAUGUCAGACAACUGGAUGGCUCAGCACCCGGCACAUAAACCAGAAGUCAGCCACAGAGCUAAUGACAUUUCUGCCAGUGCGGAUCAUCCACAUCAUGACAGCAGCAGUGGCUCCUUCUCUAAACAGAGCAUUAAAAAUGUACCGUUGGCAAAAGUGUCAUUAAAAGAGUACCGAGCGAAACAUGCUGAGGAACUGGCUGCACAGAAACGCCAGCUGGAGAACAUGGAGGCUAACGUUCGCUCUCAGUAUGCCUAUGCUGCUCAGAACUUGCUUGUGCAGCAGCAGCGAGAAAGGGAUGUGCAACAAGAGAAUAACCCAUCUCCUAUUAUCCUGAAAAUACCUUUGGGUGGCAACCCUGAUGGUUCUGAACGGCCUCCCGUUGAAAAGGCUGAUAAACCAUCGUCUGCCCUCAAAGUGCGGCUGCCUGCACCUGCAGAAAAACCUGCUGUUUCUUCUAUCAAGCAAGAGGAAAUAAAAAUGCGCAUCAAGGUGCCUACACCCUUGGAGCGUCACAGUCUGACUGAUGAAAGUAGCACCAAGAACCGGGGGGAGCACAAAGAAAAACACAAGGUCCACACUUCUAACCAUCACCACCAUCACAACCACCACUCUCACAAACAUUCACAUGCACAACCUGUUGCCAGCACCAAACGACCAGGGGACUCCAAGCAUGGUAACCAGAGUGGCAUUGCAUCCCAUAAAGUUGGCUAUAUCCCAACUUGUUCUUCCCGCAAGAGACCACUUUCUGAGGAGGCUUCAACUGUAGCACAUGAACACCAGUCAAAAAUAAGUAAAAGUUCAAAGGGGCCAUUUCCCUUCCCUCAGCAUCCGGGACACAGCUUAGAUGGAGCUGGUUUAUCUUUCACCCAGGGCAGUAAAGCCAGGGGGGCUCACGGAAAACUGGACAAGAGCACUACAGGGGCCAAUGGGCAUAACAUGAACCAGGCAAUUGACUACCAGGAUACAGUGAACAUGCUGCACUCCCUCCUCAGUGCACAGGGCAUGCAACCCACUCAGCCAGCCUCCUUUGACUUUGUACACUCAUAUGGUGAAUACUUGAACCCCAGGGCUACUGCAAGUGUGGAUAAGCCACGGCCACCCCCACUGCCCUCGGAACCUCCCCCUCCCUUGCCUCCACUCCCCAAGUGAUCACCAUUUUUAACUACUGAGUUUGGGCUGUUCUCUGCCAAGGGCAGGUUGCUCAUAGUGUUCUCCACUGCCUUGUGUGAAUGCCCUUUCCCCUUUUUAAAAUGUUUUUUAUUAUUGGUAUGAGAAUGUGGAGCCCUUGAAGCUGUGAAAAGGUAUGCCCAUCUUUCUCCAUGUGCUUCCCCUACUCCCUUCUGGUCCUACUGAAAAAAGAUGGGGAUAUGUUUCCUAUCAGACUGACCUUAACUUGUGAGCUGUUGAAGGUCACAAACCAUCUGGAGACAGCACAGGGCUAUUUAAAUUGUCACAGUCUUUCUCUUAAAGACAUUUUAAAAUAAUUUAAAAUAAGUUAUAUGUUCUUAGUGUUGAUUUUAUUUUUCUAAGGUGGACAAAAGAAAGGAUUAUAGCAGAAGUUGUAAUGGAGGCUGGGUUCUGUCAGCUUAUUCUUUUAAGUGUCUGGCUCUGGUGGAAAUUGCUUCCCUCUAAAUGGAGGCAGAGAAGGUUUGAAAGGAGGGAAAAGGCACAGAAAUUAUAUGAGGAAGGCAUAAACACUGACCAUGAGCAAUAAUGGUCAGAUAAGCGAAGGAGUUUUCCUAGUUUCUCCCCAUCUUGGUUUUUGGUUGCUUACCAGCAGGUGAGUCAAGACAAAUGCAGACCCAUUAUUUCCAAAAAGAAGAAAAAAGGCUUUGGAGAGUUGCUAGCUUUGUUCAGCCCUUUCUGCUGAGCAGGGAGGAUGUAGGAACAUAGCUUUCUUAACCUCUGCCUGCCUGCCUUUGAUCACGCUACUUCCAUUGGGGUGCUCUGUUACUGUGCUUGGCACCUAAAUGCAGUCAUUAGAAUAUAAUGGCUACUUAGGCAUGAAAAAGUUCAAGGGGACUGUGUUAUGAAGUCUGGUGGGACUAGGUGCUCCCAUGGGAACUCUUGAGAGUGCCUUCAAAAAGAAGGGUCACUGCAGCAACCUGUCUUGGGGAAAGUUGGGUAUUUGGGGAAGAUGAGGAGCUGGAAAGGAAAAGCCUAUGUGAAUGUUAGAACAGUAAUCGUGAUUCUGGGAUGCUUUAAAUUGUAUUUAAACUGCAUUAUGGGAUAUGAGAUUUUCAUAUGUUGCUAGAAUUAAAAAAAAGCUUUUCAAAGCAUAUGUAAAGACGACAGGAAAUGGAAUCAGGCAAAUUUGGAUUAGAGAAUAGAUAAAUGAAAAGAGCUGAUAAGAUCUACAUAGAUUUAUGGAAACCUUGUCUGAACAUUUUAAAGAUGUCUGUCAACAGUAUAAAACUGGCCAGCUUAAGCGUGUCCUGAAUUGGUUUGAUGCCUAAUGUGUGGGAAUAGACCCUACUAAAGUUGACUUCAGAGAGGUAUUCCAAUUCAGUGUUGUACAGCAGAAGGCAUAACAUUCUGACCUGAGUCUCUGAUUCUGAGUUUAAAAUUACAUGGGGCUAGUCUUUUAAAGUGGCAGUAUUGUGUUUCUGUAGAUCGCAUCAGAGUGCUUUUCAUUCAAUAAGAUUUAGCCUUGGUUUGCUGCAUCAUAGCAGUUGAAUGGAACACUUGGAGUUGGUAUUCUUAAAUCCAGGCUUUGCUGUUUCUUGAGUUCAGCAAAGAGUUUCAGGGUAUUUUCAUGGCUCUGAAAACACUCCUGAAAUUAAUUUAAGGAGUCAUGUAGUGUGUUCUUCCUUAACCUGGGGCCUCUAGAUAUUUUAGACUACUAGCAGCAGUCUAAAACAGCAUACCUGACCAUUACCCAUACUGACUGGGGCUGAUGGGAGUUGAAAUCUAGAACACCUGGAAGUUUCCAGGUUGGGGAAGACUAGUAUAUUAUAAAAUGUGGUUUUCUUGGCCAGAAUGGAAUAUUUUCUCUGAUGCAUAUCAUUAAAGCUCUGCUCCAGUGUGUUCAGUAGCAGCUAAAAGUUGUGAACAAACAAGGCUAGAAAUGGUUAUGUCUGCAAUCUUGUUUAAGGGAGGUUAAUUGCUGGUGGUUUCAGAGGGUGCAUCAAUUUUAAAACAGCAAAACACACUCAGCUGUGAGUAUCUGUUUGGAUUUCAUUGAUGUGUUUUCUCUGAAAGUAAUUCUUUCCCACCACCUCUGGAUUUAUAAGGCAAUGAUGCCUUAGCUUUGAGGGUUGCAAACUUUGGGCCUGGUUUCACAUUAUCUUUCAGAAACUGUUUCUAAUUCCCAGCUCAUAUUAUUACUAUUCUAAGUUUCAAUAAAUGUACUGUCUCCACA
Varanus komodoensis (Komodo dragon) is the source of this 4381-nucleotide messenger RNA. It is a transcript of the gene CCNT1, whose product is annotated as cyclin T1. The record is from RefSeq and is a predicted model, not a curated record. Gene Ontology annotation, molecular function: cyclin-dependent protein serine/threonine kinase activator activity. Bases 22 to 2169 code for a protein of 715 amino acids. NCBI's taxonomy places the organism in Eukaryota, Metazoa, Chordata, Lepidosauria, Squamata, Varanidae. Gene Ontology annotation, cellular component: cyclin/CDK positive transcription elongation factor complex; nucleus. Gene Ontology annotation, biological process: positive regulation of DNA-templated transcription, elongation; regulation of transcription by RNA polymerase II. The transcript is spliced from 9 exons.